Molecule: messenger RNA, 6408 nt
Organism: Didymosphaeria variabile
Lineage: Eukaryota; Fungi; Ascomycota; Dothideomycetes; Pleosporales; Didymosphaeriaceae
Exons: 1
Coding region: 1-6408 (2135 amino acids)
Biological process (GO): fatty acid biosynthetic process; secondary metabolite biosynthetic process
Molecular function (GO): 3-oxoacyl-[acyl-carrier-protein] synthase activity; fatty acid synthase activity; phosphopantetheine binding
Source: RefSeq, a predicted model, not a curated record
AUGCGUGGGCCCGUCCCCGAGAGUCGGUAUAACCGGAAUGGUUUCAAGGAUACCCUCGGAAGCAAAGGCGCAAUUCCGACACAACAUGGCUACUUUCUGGACCAGGAUCCUACCGGGUUCGAUCCUUCUCUCUUCUCUCUCACCGAGGAAGAGGUUAGUCGAACGGAUCCCCAACAACGCAUCCUCCUCGAGAUCGUCCACGAAUGUUUUGAGAAUGCCGGCGUAGUAGAUUAUCGGGGUUCGAAUAUUGGAUGUUAUAUGGGCCAGUUUGCCGACGAUUGGGUGCAUUUACAGGCGAAAGAGGAUCAGCAUACUGGUGGCUAUCUACUGACCGGUCAAUCUGAUCUCCUGCUCGCCAACCGCGUGUCCUACGAAUAUGAUCUUCGCGGCCCUAGUCUCGUGGUCAAAACAGGAUGCUCGGCCUCAUUGGUUGCCCUACAUCAAGCAUGUCGCGCCCUUCAGAUGGGGGACUGUGUCGGUGCCAUCGUGGCGGGCUCCAACCUGAUCUUAGGCCCGACAUUGACAGCCGCCAUGUCAGCCGAAGGUCUGUUGUCUCCCACCGGGUCCUGCAAGACCUUCGACAGUACCGCUGAUGGAUUUGCUCGUGGCGAGGCCGUGGUGGCUAUCUAUCUACAACGUCUGGAUCGUGCGAUUCAACAACACCUCCCGAUCCGGGCGAUCUUGGCCAAUACCUGCAUCAAUGCCAAUGGUAAUAGCUCAAACAUAAUACAACCUAAUGAGAGGGCUCAAAUGGACUUGAUGCGCCAGGUAUAUGCCGAGAUUAGAUAUGAGACGGGCCGGACCGCCUACGUGGAAUGCCACGGAACGGGAACGCCAACGGGGGAUCCUAUUGAAACUACCGCCGUGGGGAAGAUCUUUGGCUCCCAAGGCGUGUACAUUGGCAGCAUCAAACCCAAUUUAGGUCAUUCAGAGGCGGCGUCAGGGCUUAGCUCGCUACUCAAGGCUAUUGUCAUGCUGGAGAAGGGUAUGAUCGUUCCACAUAUUAAGUUACAAUCACCCAAUCCCAAGAUCGAUUUUGCCAAAUACCGAUUGCGAGUGGCACAUGAACUCUUACCUUGGCCUCGGGAUCGCGAUCUUCGAGUUUCCAUCAACUCUUUUGGCAUCGGUGGCAGCAAUGCCCAUGUCAUCGUCGAACAUCCAUAUCAACGACUUUCCCAAAUCUUCCACUAUAGCUCGACCGCAGGCCUACGUCUACGAUCACCUCAACUUCUCCUCAUCUCGGCGCACACCUCGACGACCCUUCAAAACCUCUCGGCAAGCUACCGACAGUACAUUCAAGCUCAUCCCGACUCGCGAUCGAACUUGGCAUACACUUUAGCUCAUCAUCGGAAACAACAUGCUCUCCGAACAUUUGUUAUUUCCGGCGAAGCGGACAAAGACGAAGGCGAAGGCGAAGGCAAGAAUAAGCGCAAUGGCGGGGACAAGGGAGUGUCAGAGAACGAGCGCGAAGACGACGGAUACCAUCCAGCUCCUGUCGUUCGGGCUCCCUCCAACAGCCCUAGGGUGACUAUGGUAUUCAGCGGUCAAGGUGCGCAGUGGGCGCAAAUGGGUGCCGAUUUGCUCUUGAACAAUGCCGACUUCUCUCAAUCCAUCAAAACCAUGGAUAGCGUCUUGCAGACCCUAAAGUACCCUCCUGCAUGGUCCAUCUGGGAAGAACUUCAACGAUCGUCCUGCUCCAGUCAAGUGGAUCGCGCCGAGUUGGCUCAACCCUUGUGUACGGCCCUACAAAUCGCUCUUCUCCAUGUCCUUGCGGCUGGUGGCAUUGAUCCUAGUGCUGUCGUGGGUCACUCAAGCGGAGAAAUUACUGCGGCGUAUGCCACGCGUGCUAUCAGUAUAGAAGAAGCCAUUAUUAUCGCAUACUAUCGUGGCAUGGUCAUGAAGAAUCUGCGUCGGAAGGGUGCUAUGGCAGCAAUUGGCCUGGACGCCAUGACGAUCCGCCGUUUCUUGAAGCCUGGGGUGGUCGUGGCAUGCGAAAACAGCCCCAACUCCACCACCAUCUCAGGCGAUGAAGAUGUCCUUCUCCAGGUGCUUGACCAGAUCAAAGACAAUCAUGAUGAGGUCUUUGCGCGCCUGUUGAAGGUCAAUGUCGCCUAUCAUUCGCAUCAUAUGAAGGAGCUGUCUUUACAAUAUCGUGACCUCCUCCGGGAAGAGUUCUCUUCUCGAAACCUGACUUCACAAGAUCCAGAGAUUCCCAUGUUCUCAAGCGUAACAUGCCAACCCCGGACCCUCUCUAGGGAAGACUUUAACCUCCAAUAUUGGGUCGAAAACCUCAUCUCACCCGUCCGAUUUCAUACCGCGAUGUCACAGGCAUUGCAGGCGCAGGGAUCCAAUGUACUGGUCGAAGUGGGACCUCAUUCCACCCUCGCCGGUCCACUUCGACAGAUCUGCUCGGCCUGGAAUGUUUCCUACCACUACUGUUCGAUCCUGACACGCUUCUCAUCAAGCCAACGAAGUCUCUUGACAGCCUUGGGCAUUCUAUAUCAGCAUGGUUUGGCAAUUAGAUGGGGACAUGUGAUCCCACGAGGUGUCGUGCUCACCGAUCUACCGACGUAUCCCUGGGAUCAUUCUAACUCGUAUCGGUAUGAGAGUCGAGUUGCCAAGGAGUGGCGAUUGCGGAAAUAUGGUCAUCACGAGAUCCUUGGACUCCGAGUGCCCAUGACGACCGAUUUCACUCCCGUCUGGCGGGUCAUGUUAGACGUGGAGCAUAUUCCCUGGCUCAUCGAUCAUCAAGUUCAGAGCAAUAUAGUCUUUCCCUUCGCCGCAUAUAUCGCCAUGGUGGGUGAAGCCUUUCGUCAGGUGAGUGGGUACGAAGAUGGGUAUCGGAUUCGUCACGCCACAGUCUCGACGGCCAUGGUAUUGGAUGCUUCCAAGCCUUUGGAAGUGGUCACCACACUGCAUACCUGUCCCGUCAUCGAUGGGAAUGAUACCCAAUGCCAGUUUGAGUUCUUCAUUGCCUCCUUCUCAGGAUCAGCAUGGAUUCAGCAUUGCAAGGGACUGGUCCAAAAGCCAACGUCAAAUCUGUCGACAGCCACGAUGAACGCUCUGCCGAGACGAGUCAUCCUCAAAACAUGGUAUGGCGCCAUGGCACGAGUGGGCAUCUUCUACGGGCCAAGUUUCCGUCGGAUCCAGACUCUUUCAACCUCGACUCAACAGGCCCUGAGUGUUGGCCGUGUAUCCACCUGUGGUCAGUUGCCAGACAUCGACCGGUCUGGAUACUUUCCGUGCUCCCGAUAUCUUUUGCAUCCCGCUACUCUCGAUGCCACCUUUCAGGUCGGGUAUGCAGCAUGGACGAAAGGUCUCUGCCGGAAUUUGAUUGAGUGUCGAGUUCCCAUCCAGAUCGAUGAAUUGGAAGUACUGCCAGGAGCAGCCACACACAUCGAUUGCACGGCGUCCAUUACGCCUCCAGGCGAUGAGCUCGCGGUGGACGGCUUCCAGAGCAUAGGCAAGCCGUGUCUGCAUCUACGUGGCAUGAAGCUUGCACCCCUAGCCAAGAACGAGAACGUUUCGGAAGAUGAGGACCAUGGUGGCAGAUCGGGAGCUGCUAGACUUCACUGGGUGACCGAUGUUGACUUUCAAGAUGUAGCCUCAUUGGUCAAGGUCCCAGCGGCUCGAGAUCACGACAAGCAACGAGUCGAAGAACUCGCGUUACUCUGUAUCCUCGACUCUGCCAAUCUGCUGAAGGAUCUCGAUCCUGAUCCUAAACUUCCUUAUCUCUCCAAAUACCGCGCUUGGAUCAAGCGGACCGCAAACGAGGUAACGAACGGCCAUCAUGGAGUCCUUGAAAAUAUUGCCGACUUGGCUUCGUUGUCCGCUGAUGAACGACACCAUCGUAUCCAACAACUCAGUAAGGAAACAUCCACGUCUCAAUCGAUGGCCGCUAUGGUAGAGGGUAUCGUGCGCAUCUAUCGCCAUAUGCCGGACCUCUUCACUGGCACUACGGACCCUCUCGAUCUGCUCCUACAAGACAACAUCCUUGCACAAAUCUAUGAUACAGUUAGCUUCGAUUACAGCAACCUCGUCAGUGCCUUUGCGGAUUCAUUACCGACUCUGCGUAUACUCGAGGUUGGUGCCGGCACUGGUGGUUCUACCGAACUCAUUUUGCGAGGGAUGCAAUCAUGGGGUUCUUUCCCACGUUAUGCUCAAUAUACCUUUACCGAUGUCUCGGCGGGAUUCUUUGCCAUGGCAAGUGAACGUUUGGCUUGGGCACAAAAUAUAGAAUACCGAGUCUUGGAUAUCUCACAACACCCCACUCCGCAAGGGUUUACGCUGGGCUCAUACGACCUCAUCAUCGCCGCCAAUGUCGUCCACGCCACCCCUUACUUGUCUGAGACGCUCCAACACCUUGAACUCCUCCUAUCUCCCGGGGGAAAGCUGAUCCUCACCGAGCUCUGUUCUUUGUUCCGAGCCCCCAAUUACAUCUUUGGUCAGUUCUCGGGAUGGUGGCUGGGAGAAGCCGAUGACCGCGAAUGGGAACCCUACGUUUCUGUGGAUCGAUGGGAUCAGGAACUACAGGCCGUCGGUCUCAGUGGAGCCCGUCAUGUGGUACUAGAUUCAAUCGCACCUUGGCAAUAUAGCGCAACCAUAGUCGCUGAGAAGCCGAUAAAGAUGAAGCAAGGCAACAUGGACAUGGUGGUUCUAUGUCGCGAUCCCGAGGCACCACUCUGCCAGUCACUUUGGAAUGGUCUUCGACAGGAGGGAUUCCAUCCACGCAUGGUGACCCUUGAAGAUAUAGGGACGGUCAAGGAAGAUAUGAUCGCAUCUCUAGAUCUAGAAGAGAGGUUCUUCGAGCAUCUGGAUGCGGAAAACCUAGGACGUUUUCAACAUCUCUGUCGUCAGUUGGGGAAAAGACGCCUUCUCUGGCUGAUGCCUCCAACCCAGAUUGACUGCCUUGAUCCCCAGGGUAGUCAAGCUCUUGGAUUCAUACGAACCGCGCGAUUCGAGUUGGACCUCGCGAUAACAACAUUGGAGAUUGACCAAAACACUUCCGACUUCGUUCAGCUCGUCAUUGGCGUGUUCCAGAAAAUUCGCCGGGACAACCACCAGUCCCAUUCCAGUGUCGGCGCCAGUACCGGUGUCGGUCUCAUUCCAGAACAGGAAUUUGCGGUCCAAGACAAUAUCGUCAAGGUUGGACGGUAUCGUCCUUACCAACUACACGACUUGCGCCAGGAAGUGUUGACUCCUGAAUGUACCUUCAAUCGGGACCUCGUUCAUUUCGAUCCGGAUGGCACCUACAUGAUGACUGGCGGUCUCGGUGGUCUAGGUCGAGCUAUCGCCGUAUGGAUGGCUGAACGAGGUGCUCGCCAUCUUCUAUUCUUAUCACCCCAAGCUGGCUUGAAGCCGACAGACCCCGAAUUUUUCUCCGAGUUGGACAGCAUGGGAUGUACCGCCGUGGCCGUCUCAGGGAGAAGUCAAAUCGAAGCCGAUGUAGCCCUGGCCAUUCGAUCAGCUCCGUCCCCAAUCAAAGGAGUCCUCCACUUAGCCAUGCAGCUUCGCGAUGCAUCCAUAAUCGACAUGACGUACGAAGCUUGGACUACGGUGAUGGCUCCCAAAGUCAAUGGAGCGUGGAAUCUUCAUCGCCUCCUGGGGGACCAGCUGGAUUUCUUCAUCAUGACCAGUUCCCUCAGCAGCGUCCGUUAUCAGCCCGGUCAGAGUAACUACAAUGCCGCCAACACCUUUUUGGAAUCCUUCUGUCAGUACCGACACCGCCUCGGCCUACCCGCGACCGCGUUGGGCGUUUGUCCAAUCGAAGAGGUAGGAUAUGUGGCAGCAAACAGCGAGACUCGACGCUCUCUCAAGGCUCAAGGACUCUGGUUCGUGGACGAACGGACACUGUUGGAUUUCAUUGAAGUAUCCAUCGCCCAGUCCCGUCAUGUGCGGCCCAAGCGAGAACAAAACGAUUGUAGCGAGCCAUGGGUGGAUCAUGAUUACAUUGUCAUGGGGUUGAAGUCGGAACUUCCCCUGGAUCAUCCAUCAAAUCGAGCUACAUGGCGACGAGAUAGACGCAUGGGAUUCUACCAUAAUGUCGCUCGUGGGAAGUUCGAGCAUACUCCGAGUGGACCGGAAGAACUGAAGGCCUUCCUCACGAGGGCCGCCCAUUCACCAGAUCUCUUCACAGAGACGUCGAGUCGAUCUUACCUGGCCGAAGCCAUUGGCGCACGAAUCUUUAGCUUCUACAUGCGAUCCCAAGACGAGCUGGAUGUAUCUAUGACCUUGUCGCAGAUAGGGCUGGAUUCAUUGAUGGCCAUCGAGUUAAGACGAUGGUGGCGGCAAGUUUUUGGUUUGGAUAUCAGUGUGUUGGAGAUUUUGAGUUCGGGUACCAUCGCUGGACUGGGAGACGCUGCGAUCCGCGAUCUUCAAAGGAAAUUCGUUGAAAUAGAGGAAGGCUAA